Messenger RNA from Vicugna pacos (alpaca), 1042 nucleotides. The record is from RefSeq and is a predicted model, not a curated record. Lineage: Eukaryota; Metazoa; Chordata; Mammalia; Artiodactyla; Camelidae.
AGCCCUCGCCCUGCCGUGGCAGAGGCGCCGGGAGAGCUCGGGGGCCCGCGUCGCUCGCACUGUUUCUCGGUCGGGUCCUCGGGGUGCUCAGGGCCAGCCCGGAAGGGUGAACAGAUGAGGGCGCCUGGUACUGUCACGAGCGCUUACCGGAGCCUCUCUGUGCCUCCUCUGGCUCCGAGGGAAGUGAUGAGCCCGCGGUCGAACCGCGGGGAGGUGGAGAGACAGGGCUGGGACCUAGGGUCCGCCUCUGGGGCCUGUCUCCCUCUUGACUUCUGUAGCUGCCCAAGUGGGCGAGGCAGAGGGGACUGCGGGUCAUGGGGUCAGUGUGCUGAGCCCCAGGGCCCCGAGCGGUGGGCCCAGAAUGAGGGAUGGAGGACCUGAGGAACGCCCACUCCCUGCGUGGAGAGUUCGAGAGUGAGCCUCUGAGAGUGGGGUUCAGUUCUAAAGAGGUGUGUCGGCCCAGUCCUUCCUCCACUGCUUCACUCUGGCCAGCGGUGCCUUCAACCUGCAGGUGGCCACCCCUGGGGGGAAGACCAUGGACUUUGUUGACGUGAAUGAGAGCAACGCCCGCUGGGUGCAGGACUUCCGCCUCAAGGCCUACGCCAGCCCCGCCAAGCUCGAGUCCAUCGACGGUGCCCGGUACCAUGCCCUCCUGAUUCCCAGCUGUCCUGGGGCCCCUGACCUGGCCAGCAGUGGGUCCCUGGCUCGGAUCCUGCAGCAUUUCCACGGCGAGAGCAAGCCUAUCUGCGCUGUGGGCCACGGCGUCGCCGCACUCUGCUGUGCCACCACCGAGGACAGGUCAUGGGUGUUCCAAGGCUACAGCGUCACGGGGCCCUCCGUGUACGAGCUCGUCAGGGCCCCCGGCUUUGCCCACCUGCCCCUCAUUGUGGAGGACUUCGUGAAGGACGCAGGCGCCUGCUUCAGUGCCAGUGAGCCUGAUGCUGUGCACGUUGUGUUGGACCGCCACCUCAUCACCGGCCAAAAUGCCAGCUCCACUGUCCCGGCCGUGCAGAACCUGCUUUUCCUCUGCGGUAGCCGGUGA